This is a messenger RNA of Odocoileus virginianus texanus, 5368 nucleotides long. It is a transcript of the gene LRRCC1, whose product is annotated as leucine rich repeat and coiled-coil centrosomal protein 1. Lineage: Eukaryota; Metazoa; Chordata; Mammalia; Artiodactyla; Cervidae. Gene Ontology annotation, molecular function: protein binding. The record is from RefSeq and is a predicted model, not a curated record. Gene Ontology annotation, cellular component: cytoplasm; centrosome.
CUUCCGCCAACCCGGGAGGCGUGUUCCGGGCUUUCGGCCCUGCGCUGGACGCCGGUUACGACCUCUCUCCCUGUCGCCGGUGCUAUGGAGUCGCCGGGGGAGGCGGAAGUCGAGAAUGAGGACGGCGACAGCAACUGCGGGGAUUUGUGCUUCAUGGACAAAGGCCUGCGGAGCAUAUCAGAGUUAUCUUUAGAUUCAGCUCUUCAUGCCAUCAAUCUGCAUUGCAAUAACAUCUCAAAGAUCACAUCCAUUGAUCACAUUUGGAAUUUACAACAUUUAGAUCUGUCAUCUAAUCAAAUAAGUCAAAUUGAAGGACUAAACACACUGACAAAACUAUGCACUUUAAAUUUGUCCUGUAAUUUGAUUACAAGAAUAGAAGGUCUUGAAGCACUGAGUAAUCUGACUAGACUGAAUUUAUCUUACAACCACAUAAAUGAUCUUAGUGGUUUGAUGCCUCUUCAUGGAAUUAAACAUAAACUUAGAUAUAUUGACCUGCAUAGUAAUUGUAUCGAUAGUAUCCAUCACCUACUUCAGUGUACAGUAGGAUUACACUUCUUGACUAAUCUUAUUUUGGAAAAAAAUGGAGAGGAUAAUCCUGUCUGUCAUUUACCAGGAUACAGAGAAGUUAUGCUCCAGACUUUGCCGCAGCUCAGAAUCCUAGAUUGUAAGAACAUAUUUGGUGAGCCAAUAAACAUGGCAGAAAUAAACUCAUCACACCUACAGUGCUUUGAAGGUCUUUUGGAUAAUUUAGUUUCUUCUGAUUCUCCCCUAAACAUAAGUGAAGAUGAGAUCACUGAUGGGAUGCCAGUGGCGCCCCCCGUCAAUGAGGCAGCGCCUUUGGAUCAGUUUGUAAGCACACCAACAGAUACUGGUUUGACAUCGCUCAUGUCUGUGUGUCCCUCUUCCGAGCCAGAGAAAGGCAAUCAUGAAAAUGAUCUUCAGAAUGAGAUGAAACUGCAGAAAUUAGAUGACCAAAUUUUACAGCUUCUCAGUGAAACUUCUAAUUCUAUAAUAGAUAAUAUUCCUGAGAAAGAUCCCAGGCCAAAAAGAGACACAGAUGUAACUUCUGAAAGUGACUAUGGAAACAGAAAAGAAUGUAGUAAGAAAACUUCUCGAAGAUCGAAAAUCCCCUAUUAUUCCAAAACUAUUCAGACUAUUAAACACCACAGUAAAAACAACAGUACUUUUAUAAGUUGUAAUCGUAAAAUGAAACCACCUUUCCUUAAAGAAUUAUAUGUAAGUUCGUCUUUGCCAAACAAUAGUACGUUAGAAGACUCAGAAAACCAAAAGACUGAAAUAAUGAAAGUAAACAACGAUGGCUCAGAAGGUGCCACUUACCGGGCACUUGUUGAGGAACUAGAUGAAGAGAGAGAGAAGAGAUGGAAAGCGGAACAAACUGAAAAGAAGCUUAUGGAUUAUAUUGAUGAACUGCAUAAGCAUGCAGAUGAAAAAAAAGAUAUUCAUAGCCAGGCUCUGCUUGCCACAGACAGGCUAAAAGAAAUUAUUUUUAAAGAGAGAAAUUCCAAGCUGCAGCUGGAAAUUAUGGUUCACAGACUUCAAAAUGAAAUUAAAAAACUAACUAUUGAAUUAAUUAAAGCAAGAGAUCAACAGGAUGACCACAUUAGACACCUGAGAACGCUGGAGAAGGCGCUGGAGAAAAUGGAGAGGCAGAAAGGGCAGCAGCAAGCUGCGCAGAUGCGACUUAUCCAAGAGGUGGAACUCAAAGCUGCUGCUGCUGAUAGAGAAAUAAACUUACUUAGGAGUUCUCUGCAUCAGGAGAAGGAACAGGUGCAACAGCUUCAUGAACUGCUUGCAUUGAAAGAACAAGAACACAGGAAAGAUAUUGAAACAAGGGAGUUUUUUAGUGAAGCUGAGUUCCAGGAAGCCUUAGCUAAAGAAAUUGCUAAAGAAGAGAGAAAGCAUGAGCAAGUUAUAAAAGAAUAUCAAGACAAAAUCGAUGCAUUAAAUCAACAGUAUAUGGAUUUAGAAAAUGAAUUCCGCAUUGCUUUAACUGUUGAAGCCAGAAGAUUUAAAGAUGUUAAAGAUGGUUUUGAAAAUGUUGCAACUGAAUUAGCAAAAAGCAAGCAUGCUCUUGUUUGGGCUCAACGAAAAGAAAAUGAGUCUUCCUCUUUAAUUAAAGACCUAACCAGCAUGGUGAAGGAGCAAAAAACAAAACUUGCAGAAGUUUCUAAAUUGAAACAAGAAACAGCAGCAAAUUUACAGAAUCAAAUCAACACACUUGAAAUUUUAAUUGAAGAUGACAAGCAGAAGAGUAUUCAAAUAGAACUUCUCAAGCAGGAAAAAAUGCAGCUUAUUUCCGAGCUAGCUGCCAAGGAAUCGCUAAUUUAUGGUUUAAGAACAGAAAGAAAAGUAUGGGGACAUGAGUUGGCACUACAGGGAUCUUGUCUAGCCCAAAAUCAUGGGAGAGUAGAGGCUCAGCUUGAAAGUUUGUGUAGGGAGAAUGAAUGUCUGCGAAAAGCAAGUGAGCAUGACAGUGACACAAUAAGAAUCAAAUGUAAAAUCAUAGAUGACCAAACUGAAACCAUUGGAAAAUUAAAAGAAUGUUUACAGGAAAAAGAGGAACAAAUCAAAAUAUUACAUGAAAAAAUCACUGAAAUACAAAAAUGUACUCAAGAACAACUUGAAGAAAAAUCUUCACAACUGGAUGAAAUAGUUGAGAAACUAGAAAGACACAAUGAAAGAAAAGAAAAACUAAAACAGCAGUUGAAAGUAAAGGAAUUAGAACUUGAUGAAAUCAGAAAAGCUUACAGUACACUUAAUCAGAAGUGGCAUGAUAAAGGAGAACUUCUGUGUCAUCUUGAAAUGCAAGUAAAAGAAGUGAAAGAAAACUUUGAAAACAAAGAAAGAAAACUUAAAGCGGAAAGAGACAGAAGUAUCGAACUACAAAAGGAUGCAAUGGAAAAGCUUCAUAGUAUGGAUGAUGCCUUUAAGAAACAAGUUGAUGCAAUUGUUGAAGCUCAUCAAAAUGAAAUAAUACAACUGGCAAAUGAAAAACAGAAAUGUAUUGAUACUGCAAAUUUAAAGGUUCAUCGAGUUGAAGAAGAAAUGCGUGGACUUCUGGAAGAAACAUGCAAGAACAAAAAAGCAAUGGAAACAAAAAUUAAGCAACUUGCUUUUGCUCUAAGUCAAAUUCAGCAAGAAAUUUGAUGGUUCUGAGAAGAAUUGAUUUGAAAUGGACCGGCAGGCCUGUUGUAAAAGUGAUUAAAUACUGUAACAGUAGUAACUGCUGUGACUUUGAAAUGUCUCUUUCUACACAUUUCAUUCUGAUGAUAUUUUAGAAGGCUUCUGAUCAAGUAUUCAUUGUAUAUGUAGGUUUUUUUUAUAAUAAAUUGUUGACAAUUAUGUGUAUUAGAAAAACCUAUCAAAAUAACUAGACUUAAAACACUUUUUCUUGUUUCUGUGCUAUAUACAUUGUCUGGUCAUUACACAUUUGCCUAUAAGAAUGUUAAUGAAAAUUUAGUCUUUUGACUACAUGAGGGAAAGUAUUUUAAUACUGUUAACCUUACUGUGUGGAUGAACUAAUUAUACUUAUUGGUUGUCCUUUAGUUGAGGUAGCUCCAUUCUUUUAAAAUGCUCAUAAGUGUAGCCAAAAAGUAUUUUAAAUCUGUAUAAGAGAUGUGGUAUUUUUAAGAAUGCAUAUGUAUGUUUCCACAUCACUCAUAAUGACUCCUUUUUAGUUUAUGAGGCGAAUUCAUAUUUUACAACUUAAAACACUUAUAUUCCAUUUCAUAUCAGUUCAUUUACUCCUAUUUCAAUUUUGUCAUCUCUUACGUUCCUGUGUAUACAGAACAAAGAUCUGAAUACUAUUCUCCUUACUAUUUCUGAAAGAAAGAGAACAUAAUACCAAACUCUAACUAAUAGCCAGUGAACUAUGAUUUUUAAAAUUAAAUGCAAUCAGAAAAAAAUGUAAAGAGAAGGCCCCAUUUAUUAUAGGCAAGGUUUAUACUGAAAUCUGUGGGACAUCAAGCAUAUCAGCACAUGUAAUAGGAGCCUCUAGGGGGAUGGGAGGACAAGAAACAUUGGGGAAAAUAAUAGCUGGAACCUUCCUUAAUUUGAUGAAAAAGAUGAACCUACAUGUUCAAGAACUUCAGUAAAACCCAGGAUUAAUAAACACAAAGAGAACCACACCUAGACACAGUCAAACUGUUGGGGGAAAUCUUGAAAGUAGCAAGAAAAUAUGAUUUAAUGUAAAGGAAUAGUUAACAGUUGAGAAAUUUCUCAUGAGACGUAAUGGAGACUAGAAGGCAGAGAAGGACAUAUUUUAGGUACAGGAAAUAACAGUAAGCUGAGAAUUCUACAUCCAACAAAAUUAUCCUUCAAAAUAAAAUGCAAAACACACUAGAUGCAGUGGGCUGACAAGAGUUUUUCAACAACAAAAAAAUCAGCUAAGAAUUCUAUAUCCAGCAAAACUCUUUCAAAUGAAGCCAAAAUUAAGUCAUUCUCAGGUAACAGCUGGGAAAUAUGUUCCUACCAGACCCACCUUAACGAAAAAGGCUGAAGGAAGUUCUUACUUCACAUCCUUUCAGAAUGUGACCCUAGAGAGUAAUUUGAAUAAACAUGAGAAGAAGAAAGAAACACAAAGCAAAAUAUAUAAUUAUAAAAAAAUAUAAAUUCAUAUUUUCCCUUCAUCCCAUAACUGAUUAAAGAAUCAAAAUAUAUAAAAUAAUGUAUAUAAUUGUAUUAUUAGGAGUAAAACAAAAUGUAACAUUUCUCCAUAUCAGCACAAAGGUGGAUGGAAGCAAAGCUGUAUUGGGAAGUAAGGAAAUAGGAGAUAGUAUAACUUGAAACCCAUAGGACCAAGGGACAAUAAUGAGUUGUAAAUAUGAAAAUUAGUUUAACUAUGAAUAUAUGUUUGCUGUCCUACUUAGACUUUAUAUGCAACAACCAGUUUCAUAACAAAAAGAGGAAGGAAAUAGAACUAAAUAGAAACAUUUCUACAUUUCACUGAAAUUGGGUCAGUACAAAUCUGUUGUAUAUAUAAACUGGUGAAGCCAUUAAGGAUGUAACUCAGAAUAUAUAGCCAAAAAAUAGCCAGAGCAAAUUAAAACAUUACACUAGAAAGUAUUUGUGUAAUAUGAAAGUAGGAAAAAGCAAUAAAGUAUUAAGCAAUUUUUAAAUGCAGUAAAGAUAAGAUGGAAAACAGUAAAAUGGCCACGGUAAAUUUUUUAAUUUGCAUAAUUUACAUCAAUAAUUACAUUAAGUGUGACUGGAUUAAGUGAUCCAAUCAAAAGAAUAGAUAAGAAAACAAGAUCCAACUAUAUAACACUUUCAAAUAUGCAAACGGAUUGGAAAUAUAAGUAAAAUGAUGAAAAAAUCGACCAUAAGACAGUAGACAGCGACCAUAAGA